CAGGAUGCACGGUUUGUGAUACAUCUGCGGGAACUCCCGGACUCUGUCUUGCCUCGUCCCCGAUGUGGACUGCGCAAGCAUGUGUUCUACACUAUCUUUGGGCUUUCUUCCCGCGCACCGACCAAUUGUAUCGUCUGAGGCUCGGGCCGGUGGGUUUCCACAAUGGGCGAUAUCUCUGCCUAAGGAACUGCAGACGAAGCUUUACGCCACCAUGAACGUCGACCGAUAUUCCGUGUGCGGGAAUGGGCGUGCAUCAAGGUGGCUCAUGUGCCUCCACUUGCCGACAUCGGGCAUGUGUCUUGCUCUCCUUCCUCUCCGCAAGUUGCCGUGUGCUUCGUCCACAUCAAUCAGCACAUCAUCACCCUGCUUUUCUGCUUAUCAGGGCCCAUAUAGGAACGCUUGUC
Mycena citricolor is the source of this 404-nucleotide messenger RNA. The record is from the annotation of a GenBank genome assembly. NCBI's taxonomy places the organism in Eukaryota, Fungi, Basidiomycota, Agaricomycetes, Agaricales, Mycenaceae.